CUCGCCGGUCAGCAGCUCACACCGAGAGUGUGCCAGAGAGAGAAGAAAGGAGCUUGUGUUAGCAGCAUGUGUAGUGAUCGCUAGCAAUGCACGAACAACUCCAGUAAAUGGCGCGUUUUAAAAGGAUUUUAUUUCAACCGCUGCUGUUUCUCGCAGUAUUUUUGCCAGGUGUUUUGUGUUUCAGUGAGUUAUUUUUCGUUAAGGAGCCCCGCGAUGUGACAGUCCUGCGUAAGGACGUAGUGAUUAUGGACUGCCAGGCUCAGGGCGAGCUUCCAAUCCGGAUCCGUUGGCUGAAAAACGGAUCUCCUGCCGUUGAGUCGGACCGCGUCUACCAACUUUCCAACGGAUCGCUCUUCAUCUCGGAGACCGAGAGUCGAAAAGGAGAGAAAUCGGACGAAGGGUCAUACCAGUGCCUUGCUCAGAACAAAUACGGAGCUAUCCUGAGCCAGAAAGCUCGUCUGACUAUCGCAAGUAUUUCCACAUUCACCCAGCAGCCUUCCUCCAUAGUCGUGACGGAGGGUUCGGUCGCACGCUUCACCUGCAAAAUCAGCGCCGUACCUCCACCAAUCAUCACCUGGGAGUUCAACCGAGUCACCUUACCGCUGGCCACCGACAGAAUCACGGUGCUGCCCGGCGGAGUGCUGCAGAUCCAGGGAGUAGACCAAAGGGACGCUGGGAAUUACCGGUGCGUGGGCGCAAACAUCGCCAGCCGUCGCCGGAGUGCGGAGGCCGCGCUGACUGUAAUGCCAGCUCCUUCUCCCAGAAUUCCCCAGCGCCCACUCAUCAUCGCCGGGCCGCGGAACCUCACCGUGAGGGCUCGCGGCAGCGCUCUCCUGGAGUGCGUGGCGGUGGGGAAUCCUCGGCCGCUGAUCUCGUGGAGCCGUGCCGACCACAGGCCCAUCGACGUCUAUAACACCAAAGUGCUCGGCAACGGCAACCUGCUCAUCUCCGACGUUAAGAGGCAGCACGCGGGCGUGUACGUGUGCCGGGCCACGACGCCGGGCACCAGGAACUUCACGCUCGCCGCUGCCAACGUCACCGUGCUCGAACCCCCGUCUCUGGUGGAGUGGCCGGAGAGCCUGACCCGUCCACGCGCCGGCACCGGGCGCUUCGUGUGCCAGGCCGAGGGCAUGCCCACGCCCCGCAUCACCUGGCUUAAAAACGGAGAGCCCGUGCACUCCAACGGACGCAUCAAGAUGUACAACAGUAAGCUGGUGAUCAACCAGAUUAUCCCAGAGGACGACGCGAUUUACCAGUGCCAAGCCGAGAACGAGCAGGGCUCGGUUCUGUCCACGGCGCGUCUCAUCGUGGUGAUGUCGGAGGACCGGCCCAGCGCGCCCAGGAACAUCCACGCCGACACCGUGUCCAGCUCGGCCAUCCUGCUGGCGUGGGAGAGACCGGCGUACAACGCGGACAAGGUCAUCGCCUACUCCGUCCACUACAUGAAAGCAGAAGGUCUUAAUAACGAAGAGUACCAGGUUGUCAUUGGCAACGACACCACCCGCUACAUCGUCGACGACCUGGAGCCAUCACAGAACUACACAUUCUACAUUGUAGCGUACAUGCCUAUGGGAGCCAGCCGAAUGUCCGACCACGUCGUCCAAUACACACUCGAGGAUGUUCCUCUGCGUGCCCCAGAGCUGUCCCUCACCAGCCGCAGUCCCACGGAUAUCCAGGUGUCAUGGCUGCCAUUGUCGCCGAAGCUGAGCCGCGGCCGCGUUUCCGCGUAUCGUCUGUGGUACCGCGCCGGCUCUGAGGGAUCCACCACGCAGUUGGAGCUGCCCGGAGACCAAACCCAUCACCUGCUGGAGGGCCUCCAGCCCGAUACCGUCUACCUUCUGAGGAUUGCCGCCUCCACCAGCAUGGGCUGGGGAGAGCCGAGCGCCUGGACCUCCCACAGGACCCCCAAGACCUCCAGCAGAGAAGUGCCCCUGGCGCCGGAGCUGCAGUUGGAGCCCCUGAACUGUACGACUCUGGCGGUGCGCUGGCGUUUGGCUGCGGGGAGUUCUGUGGCCGGCCUUCAGGGAUUCCGACUCUUCUACCACGAGGAGAGCCAACCCGAGAGCCCGCCCAUGCAGAUACCACCCCACAUCAACCGCCACACCAUCGGAGGCCUCGACCCCAGGAAGAAAUACCACGUCAAGCUCCUGGCCUUCAGCUUCGUCGGCGAGGGUUACCAGGCCGAUCGCACCAUCAGCACACCGGGAUGCGUCUCGGUGCGCGAUCGUCUGGUGCCUCCUCCUCCUCCACCGCAUCACGUGUUCGCGCGAGCCAACGGCUCCUCCUCCGUCUUCCUGCACUGGGCCCAGCCCGCCUUCAGCAGCGCACAAACCGUCAACUACACGGUGCGCUGCAACCCGGUCGGCCUCCAGAACGCCUCGCUCGUCCUCUACUUACAGACCGGGGCUCAGAGUCUGCUCGUGAAGGACCUGCAGCCGAACACUCGCUACGAGUUCGCCGUGCGCCUGCACGUGGAUCAGCUGUCCAGUCCCUGGAGUCCCGUGGUGUAUCAGAGCACGCUGCCGGACGUCCCGGCUCUGCCCCCCGCGGGAGUCAAAGUCACUCUGAUCGAAGGAGACACGGCGUUGGUGUCAUGGAAAGCGCCGAACGAGCCGAACGUCGCCGUGACGCGUUACACCAUCCUGUACGCAUCACGCAAAGCGUGGCUCGCGGGCGAAUGGCAGAUCCUGCAGAGAGAGGGAAGCAUCACCAUGGCUUUGCUGGAGAACCUGCAGCCGGGUAACGUGUACCUGGUGAAAGUGUCAGCGUCCAAUCAGAUGGGAGAUGGGCCGUUCUCACCUGCCGUGGAACUGACGCUCGGCGCUCACGGGCAACCCGAACGCACCGGCCGCCCUCACAGCUCCGCCCACGCCACGGUGUUUUCGGAUCUGGACCAGCACUCGAUGGUGGGUGUGGUCGUUGGUGUGUGUAUUGCUCUCACGUGCAUCACCAUCUGUGCCUUUAUCCUGGUGUGUCGCGAGAAAGCCAAGAAAUCCUGCACCAGCAAAAUCAUCAGGCCCAGACAAGGUCAAGCUCCGCCCACGACGUCUCACACGGCCGACGAAAAUCAAGCUGAGAGUGCACACAUCCUGGUGCCCGUGAUGAGAGAACACUUUAUCGAUGCAAAGGGCGGGACGGAUUUGAUUAUAAACAGUUACGGCCCUGUCGGACCCUCGGCCGAGAGGAAGAAGGCACAGAAGCGGGGUUUGUUUAGGAAGGAUGAGAAGCGGGUGAAGAAGUCUCCCGUCUGCUCCUCGUCCACGUACCAGACGGGUUCGACCCUGCUCCGUUACUCCGUCGAGUGUCCAGGAAGUCCGUCGCUGCAGCAGCCCUCGUCCCUGCACACCCUGCUGGGGCCACCGGGGGGCGACAGCGAGGGCUCGCACUCCAGCGAGGGCAGCCACGAGACCGGCGACUCCGGACGCUACUCGCGCGACGAACACGACCUCGCCAACCUGUCGUCGGGAAGCCCGGGAGGAAGUCCCAGUCACGUGACCGAGGAGCACGCGCCGCAUCUCGCCAUCGAGCUGGAGGAAGUGACAUCACCGUCUACCAGUCAGGAGUGAUCAUCAGCUACGGAUCAUCGCUGAUGCACCUCUUUUAUUUUUUUCCUUUUUCUUUUUAAAGUUUAAAAGAGAGACAGAGAGAGAGAGAAACUCACCCACCGUGAAUGUUUUAAAGAUUUCGUCCAUGUAAUGUGAAGUGUGAUAUCGGGCGUUAUGUAAGCGAGCGUAUCACUGGAGAAGGAUUACGUCGUUAACAGCCGAAGGAAGGGAAAAAAAACAGUUUGCUGAUCUGAUUUAAACGGGUCGAAAGGUUUUGGGCUGUUUAAAGGAACUCGCAGGAACAGAGUCGCAUUAAUCCUAACUGGUGGCCUCCCACCACCAUGUCCGUCCAGUUUAAUAUAUUCACCAGCCACUUCUAACCCCGUCGUCACGACAACAGAUACUUCCUGAUAGCAAUAAUGUUGCUCCUGUUUGUUCUUGUCUGUCUGUCCGUCUGUCUGUCCGUCCGUCCGUCUGUCCGUCCGUCUGUCCGUCCGUCUGUCUGUCCGUCCGUCUGUCUUGCACGGGGAUCGUAAGGGCCUCGGACUUUUCCGUUACCUCCUCCUACCUCAAAGUUAUCGAACGUCGAAAUGUUUCGACUCUUAUUUAAUCUUCUCCUCGUCACGCAGUUCUCAGGUUCGCGUUACGAUUGUGUGUGUGUGUGUGUGUGUGUGUGUGUGUGUGUGUGUGUGUGUGUGUGUGUGUGUGUGUGUGUGUGUUUUUUUUUCCUCAAUUCUCCAGGUCCUUACAGUUCCCGUCUUAAACUACCUCGUUUUUAAGUGUUAUUAUUAACGUGUCGUGUUUUUCGUUUUUUUUUCUUUCUUCUUUUCCUCGACUCAGGGACUCAAGGUUUUAGUACGUGCGUAACGCCGUGACGUGACGUGACGUGAAGCGCGCACGGUUUGUUCGACAGGGUAUCUUUAUGGAGCUCGCGCUCGGCUUCUUCCUUACCGCUGACCUCCGAUGAAUGUGUGUACAGUAUUUCCUCAGUAUUUUAUUUUGAAAGGAACAAGGAAAGGUCUUUCAGUAGGAGUCAUACUCUCAUAUCUGCGCAAGAUAUGAUUUCACGUCUGUAGCGACUUCGUUUAGCGCAGCAAACUUUCAGGAGUCACUCAAGCUCUAAAAUGCUUUCCCGGACUCGUAGGUUUUGGGUGUGUUAUUCCUUCUUUUUUUAAAUAAUAAUAAUAAUGGCCUUAAGAUGGAGUCAGUGAGGAGUCCGAGAAAGAGAUUAUUUCUGUAGAAAAGUAGAGUGAGGUGAAGAAAUGCAGAAACACACGUCUUACCUCAAAUCUCUAGGUUUCCCCCCUCAGCGUAUGUGUAUGUAUGUGUACUACUGAGUACUGAUUUCUAGUUUUGACCUUUAAUAGAGUUGAUGCUAUUGUAGGUAUAGAAAUGUGAGUUUAGCACUUGUUGUUGUUGUUUUUUUUUGUCUUUCAAAUCGUUGUAGUCGUUUUUGUAGAACUUGUGCAACGGUGACACACGCCAUCAUCGUAAGAGCCGUUUGCUGCUUCUGUUGUUUUUUUUUUAGCGUCUUUUUGCUGCUCACUGGGACGACGUGAUGAUGACAAUGAGUUUUCCUGACAGCCAGACCAAAGAUGAGCGUCCCAGUGACGAGCGAAACGCCGCCGGGGUACCGCUAGACGGAACGCGUCCGCUCAGCCGAAAUCAUUUAUCCGUUCUGUUAAAGCGUGCAAUCCGAAAUCCUGAACGAUUUCCACGUGGCUUAAACUCGACAGGUUAAACGCUCUCGUACGUUACCCACAAUGCCGUUCAGCUAGCUUACUGGUAGCGACGCAGUGGCUUCACGUCUACGUCGAGAGAGAGCGACGCGGUGGUGCGUUCAGUCCUUUAGUCUGUCGUGAGCUUCAAUAUCUCUGUUUUCCACCAGGGGGAGCGUUUCUGAAAAGCUCCGUUUCCGCCGUGUCUGCGUGGACGGAAGGCAAAAAAACGAAACAGUUGCGUUUUCAAACGUAUCCGGAUCAACGUGGACGUAGCCUCAGCUUCCAAAGCUUCUACUUUCACGCCAAGACCUCCACGUUGAUCCGGAUAAAUCUGAAAACGCGUCUUUUUUUCUCUCUCUCUCUAUUUAUUUUUUUUUGCCUUCCGUCCGCACCGAGAUGCCGUUUUUUUUUUUUAUCCAGCGAAAACGGAGCUUUUCAAAAAAAAACGCCGUCCCUAGUGGAUGGAUUUGAAAAUGGCGUUUCCGCGUUGUGGUGCGGCCCGGAGAAAACGGAGAUCGUGUCACGUGACGCAAGAUGGUGGACGAUGUUGCCGUGCGGUCGUCGUGCCUGCGCUCCGGUUCGAUCGCUUCGUUAAAGUACCUGUAAACACCACGCCUGUAAACGCCUGAUGGAAACGACGCAGGCCAACGUCUCUUACAGGGUUGUUUUUUUUUUUUUUACACGGUCUCGCGAUACAGGGAUGCGAGCGUUUUCCGACGUUCCGGUGUGGAAAAGCGAUUGUUUUGGAAAGCGUUGGGAAACGCCAGGGUGUAAAAACACGGGUUUGAACUACACAACGCGACUACCUAAACACAGCCGUGCACUCACGUUAGUCAGAGAACUACUCGGCUUAGGGAAUCGUAACGCCGCUUCUUUAAGAGCAGCGGAAAUGCAUGCGAUCCCCGAGCUAACGUAACUUAAGCUCCACCCCUUGCUGAGCCCAAGAAUGUCUGUUAGUCUCUAAGGAGCUUCUGAUGGACGUUCAGGAUUCUGACGCACGUCCAGACUAAAUUAUUAUUCAAUUAUUACGUCACGUCUCCGGGAUUAAAAUGAGCUCCUAGAUGAGAUGAGUCGCGUUUGUCUAGCAGUGAAACAGAGGCGCCAGAUGCUGCUUGUUUGUUUGUUUGUUUGUUUGUUUGUUUGUUUUCCCUCGACGUCGUCAGUGCCUCCGAAUCCGUACAGCGACCAAAGAGUUGAGACGCGGGCAAUCUCGGCGCUCCUCGUUCUGGAUUGAUCGAUCGUCAGUUUCCUCAAACGUUGGUUUGUUUUUUGUUUUGUUUUUUUUCCCCCAAGCUGCGUGGACGUGUGCGGAUUAUAGUCUGAGAAGUCUAUUUAGAUCAUUAGGAAUAAUGCAAAACGUAUAGCUGAGAUCAUCCGAUGUUUCUACAAUCAGAGCAAGCCGGUCGAUCCGUUCCGCAUGAACCAGAGAGACACAAUCAGAUUUACAGCAGCAAACGACCUUAAACCAAAGAAUGUGGUCACCGUUGCACAGAUGAUCAUAUAAUAUCCCCGCCCCCUUUUUUUUUUUUUUUUUUAAUGUUUCUUUGCAUGAUAUUUUCUACACGGAAAGUCGGUGAACGGCGUCCGAGAGCGUGACGGUGCCGAGCUUUCCUCAAUCCGUUCAGACAAAACCAAAGAUAACCUUCAAAAAUCAGAAGAAAUCAAUCGGUGAAAGGUCGGCCGACUCGUCGUAGCUCUUCUCACCGGAGGAGAAAACGAUAUUUUAUAUUCACCGACGUCUCGUUCCGUACGUCGCUGUUUUAAAGAAUAAAUAAAAGACAUGAUUUCCAGAAUAAAGUCGUGACAUUACACACGAGAAAAGACGCAAUAUUUUUGAGAAUUUUUAUAUAUUGAUAUAAUUGUGCCUUUUUUUAAAAAGAAAGAAAAGAAAUCCAAAUAGUCCGACUUUACUGUCGAAAUCUUGUAUUUUUUAUUUAUUUUAUUUAUUUUUUUAAACAGUGACCCUAAAAUGCCCUGUACGUUUCUUUCUUGGGAAACUUUAGUGAAAGUUCAGAGUAUUUUGGGGUGUUUUUUUUUUUUUUUUUUUUCUCCACGAUGCCCUGUUUUUUUUAUUAUUAUUAUUAUUAUUAUUAUUAUUAUUAUUAUUAUUACACUGUGAAUACAUGCGACUGUUUCAUGUACAUGUUACAUGCUGUGUUUUUAUUUCCUCUUUAUUGUGAUUGUUUUUUAUUUUCGGCGCGCGUGCGUUCCUCUACAUCGGAUCGGAUCACUCCACACGGGGUCCGAUCGCUCAGCUGAGCUCGGAUUCCAUUUUCCUUUUCUGUCCUUUUCUGUGUGAAGGAGUCGUUACAUUCACGCAGAAUGAGUGUCAGAGCUCGGCAGUGCUGCAGAGGAUUUACACACGCCGCUCGUUUCAGGAUGGUGUUUGAAUGUUUCUGUAUAAAGGGAUGAAGCGCAGGGUUCCGUGACGCUUCCUGCUGCUUCCCCACGUGUAGAGGAUGUGGACGGUGGUGUGGACCGACCGCGGAUUGGAUCGGGCUCUGGGAGCUACACACGGCUAAACUCAGGGCGGCUCCCAGACCUCCCAUGCUGCGGCCACACACACACACACACACACAUAUUCAUAUAUAUAUAUAUAUAUAUAUAUAUACACACACACACACACACACACACACACACACACACACACACACCGACACACACCUUGACCAUUGAAUGUACCUUGAAUGUUUGAUCUGACAGUGUUUUUGUUCGUUUAUCUAAUUUUUCUGUUGCAUUUUUAUUACUUAUUUGUAAACCCAUAUUAGCAUCAGAUUUUGUUUUCCUCUAUAACAAUAAUGUUCAAAUAAAAAAAAAAAAUUAUAUAGGCACAAAUUAAAAAGCCCAAAACUAUUUUAUGUCACAAAAGACUGAUUGCCAGAAUAAAUAAAUAAAUGAAUCCAUU
Ictalurus punctatus (channel catfish) is the source of this 8171-nucleotide messenger RNA. RefSeq names its product protogenin homolog a (Gallus gallus) (gene prtga). The transcript has 19 exons. Bases 108 to 3566 code for a protein of 1152 amino acids. Gene Ontology annotation, molecular function: protein binding. Gene Ontology annotation, biological process: axon guidance; cell-cell adhesion. Gene Ontology annotation, cellular component: plasma membrane; axon. The record is from RefSeq and is a predicted model, not a curated record. Lineage: Eukaryota; Metazoa; Chordata; Actinopteri; Siluriformes; Ictaluridae.